GGAUCUCAAGACUCCAGACUUCUGGGAGCUAGGCCUCGGGGAGCCCAUUCCCACCACCGCGCUCCACAACCGCGGAGUCUGGGAACUCGUGGACGCCGUGAUCGACCACGGCUCCGGCGGCUUAUUUCCCCUGCGACCCAACACGCUCAAGGCGGAGCCGCCCACGUUGCGCGAGCAGGCGACCAGCAUCGCUAUCAUCGGAAUGCCGAACUCGGGCAAGUCCUCCCUGCUCAACGCGUUCUGCGGCGAGUAUCGCUCCAUAGUCAGCGACCGCGCUAACACCACUAUGGACUCCGUCGACGCGUACCUCGAGACAGAGGAUACUGGAAAAUUGUAUCGGUUCGUGGACACCGCCGGAAUCGUGAAGAAGAGGAGGCAGCAGGCCGGCAUGCAUUGGCUGGGCAUAGUCCGGGCGCUGAAGUCGGCGAAGCGCGCCGACGUGGUGCUCCUCUGCCUGGACCCGAGCGAGGUCAUGUCUGGCAACUCGUCCUUGGGCGCGGCCUACUGGGAACCGAAGCAGGCGCACAGGUACAUCGCGCGGCAGUUGGAGGAGCGCGGCUGCGCGUGCGUGAUCGUGCUGACGAAGUGGGACGCGGUGGGGAACAAGGACGAGAGGACGCAGUCGAAGUACGUGGAGUCGAUCCGCAGCGGCCUCGCGGGCGUCGGCCAGUGGGCAGAGGUCGUGGCCUGCUCUGCCAAGACAGGGAAGGGCAUGCAGAAGGUCCUCGACGCGGUGGAGAAGACGCUGGAAGCGCACCGGAAGCGGGUACCCACCCCGGUUCUGAACGGCGUCGUCAGGGACGCGCUGCUGUGGCGGCUGCCCUCCGCCAAGAAGGCUGUAGGCAGCAGACAGGGCCGCAUUUACUACGCGGUCCAGUCCUCCACGGAGCCGCCGACGGUCGUCCUGUUCUGCAACAACCCGAAGCUGUUCGGUGUCAACUACAAGGUCUACCUCGAGAACAAGAUCCGGCAGGACCUCGCCUGGUUCGGCACCCCGCUGCAGCUCGAGUGGCGCAAGCGCUCCGAGCGGCGCGCCCUCAACACGGUCGAAGACUGGCUGGGGCCCCGCCUGCAGCCGGCGGCUGCCGAGAUGUUCAGGUGAUCCGCCAGAGCGCGGCGCGGGGCACCGUUGGGGCCCCGCCUGCAGCCUGCCUGGGGGCCCCGCUCGUGGUGCCGCCGCGGUCCGUUCUCCCCUUAGUGUCGUUUAACCCAGUCCUAGACAGCCACGUUCGCACAGCGCAGGACGAAGUGUUUCGGAAUCUGCCGCCGCGCCGCGUUUGCCACCGCCCGCACGGCCCGUUGGUGUCGGGGGGCGGCUGGCACAGGAGA
Messenger RNA from Prorocentrum cordatum, 1329 nucleotides. Lineage: Eukaryota; Dinophyceae; Prorocentrales; Prorocentraceae. The record is from the annotation of a GenBank genome assembly.